Molecule: messenger RNA, 1962 nt
Organism: Beauveria bassiana ARSEF 2860
Lineage: Eukaryota; Fungi; Ascomycota; Sordariomycetes; Hypocreales; Cordycipitaceae
Product: permease-like protein
Exons: 10
Coding region: 1-1962 (653 amino acids)
Biological process (GO): transmembrane transport
Cellular component (GO): plasma membrane
Molecular function (GO): purine nucleobase transmembrane transporter activity
Source: RefSeq, a predicted model, not a curated record
AUGUCCCGAACAAGCCACGACGAGUUCGUCGUGGAAUCUCAAGAACCUGCUGUUAGACGCUCCAGGUUCUGUGGUCUACGUGACUUCUGCGAUUUGGCUGACCUAUGGCUCUCUGCAUCGCGCUUCGGUCACUUCUUUCGCCUCGGUGGAAGCGGCCAUGAGAUUGUCACCUCGUCAGUUUUCCGAGAGGUUCGCGCAGGACUGACCACCUUUGCAACCAUGGCGUACAUCAUCGCGGUCAAUGCUUCCAUGCUCUCACAAACAGGUGGCACGUGUGAAUGCACAUUGACCGAUAAACACCAGUGUGAUAGCAUUCCCAAGUUCGUGACUUGCAAAGAAGAGGUGCGACGCGACCUGAUUACGGCCACGGCUGCUAUCGCCGGCAUGGCAACACUCGUCUUCGGUCUACUCACGAAUCUUCCCGUGGCAAUUGCUCCUGGCAUGGGCUUGAAUGCGUACUUUGCUUUUCAGGUUGUGGGUGUAAACGGCAGCGGCUCUAUUCCGUAUCGCACCGCCUUGACUGCUAUUUUCAUCGAAGGCUUCAUUUUUAUCCUCCUCGCACUGACUGGCAUGCGACAGUGGCUCGUCAAGAUUAUCCCCGCCACACUCAAAACCGCGACUGGUGUUGGAAUCGGCUUUCUUCUUACGGAAGUCGGACUGUCCUACUCUUCUGGCAUCGGCGCCAUUACGGGAGGAGGUGGUGGCUCGCCGCUCACUUUGGGAGGUUGCCCAAAAGAGUUGCUCGAUCCUGCCAGCGGCAUGUGCACAUCUGGUCAGAUGUCGAGUCCUAAGCUUUGGCUUGGUGUCUUCUGCGGUGGUAUUUUCACUGCUUUUUUGAUGGCAUAUCGGAUCAAGUAUGCUCUCGUUAUUGGGAUCGCCUUGGUUUCUGUCAUCUCUUGGCCUCGCAACACUGCUGUUACAUACUUUCCCAACACCGAGGAGGGGGACUCGCGCUUCGAAUUUUUCAAGCAAGUCGUAGCUUGGCAUCCGCUGAGCCGUGUGGCCAACCAGCUUGAAUGGGACAUCCAGACGAGCGGCUCGAACUUUGCGCUCGCGCUGUUUACCUUUCUCUACGUGGAUAUUAUCGAUGCCACAGCCACGUUGUACUCGAUGGUGCGCUUCUGCGGCGUCGUCGACAAGGACGGUGACUUUCCCCGCUCCACCAUUGCGUAUUGCACCGACGCCGCCUUCAUCUCCGUCUCGGCGCUGCUUGGCUCAUCUCCCGUCACGGCCUUUAUCGAGAGUGGUGCUGGUAUUGCAGAAGGCGGGCGCACCGGGCUGACAGCCGUUGUGACAGGCUUAUGCUUUAUCGUGGCCGUCUUCUUUGCUCCAAUAUUUGCCUCGAUUCCGCCUUGGGCCACGGGUUGCACCUUGGUUCUGGUUGGCUGUAUGAUGAUUCGGCAGAUAACGCAGAUCAACUGGCGUUACAUAGGCGACGUGCUGCCCUCGUUUGUCGUCAUGACAUUCAUUCCAUUCAGCUACAGCGUGGCAUAUGGGCUCAUUGCCGGCAUAUUUGUUUAUACCAUGCUCAACGGGCUCAUCGGUGCCAUGGUCUAUAUCUCUGGCGGCCGCUGUGAGCCUCGUGAGUAUGAACUCAAAGAGUACUGGAGCUGGAAAGGCAGCGGCCAGCCGCCGUGGUUCGUGCGCGCCAUCCGACACCACAGCAAGAAGGCAGCUCGGGAUGUUUCCACGCCAGCUGGCGUUCCGGAAUUUCGCUCGCCACAGCAGGAGCGCGUGGUUUCCUUCUCGGGUGACUCGCAAGGCCGAUCCUCGGCCAAGGGCGAGGCUGCGACAGAGAGGGGCAGUCUCCAAGAGCAGCGCUCGACCAAGGAGAACGAGAACCCUGCCAAACGGUUACCAAAAAUGACGCCGAUCAUCUCACAGACACUCUACCAAAAGUUGACCAAUGUUCUUGGUACCCGCUUGCCUGCCACGGAGGUUGAGUUGCCGUGGAACAGAUAA